UGAUUGUAAACAAUUCCAUUUUAUUUGCAAAACUUAACAUUCCGUAACAAUAGGAAAUGAGUGUAAUCUAUAUGUUUUGUUGCAGACUCGAAUUACCAGCGUUAAACCUCAGCGUCGAAGCUCGUAAAACCGACAAUUCCAGGCCGACACUGAAUAACAAUCGGCCUCCGAUUCGAAAUGAACUGGACGCACAAUUAUACACUCGAAGAAAAUUUGUUCAAAGCUCGAAACACAUCUCACUUCAUAGAAAACAUCAUCGACAACAAAUGGGUCCAAAGCGGCUUCUGCAUCUUCUACACCGUCAUCUUCGUCCUCGGCCUUCUCGGCAACCUCCUCGUCUGCUUUGUCGUCAUUCGAAACAAAGCCAUGCAGACCGUCACCAACCUCUUCAUCACCAAUCUAGCCUUGUCCGACAUACUACUCUGCAUAUUUGCCGUCCCAUUCACUCCGCUCUACUCCUUCCGAGGCACGUGGGGCUGGGGCAGUAUCUUAUGUCACAUAAUGCCUUUUGCACAAGGUUGCAGCGUAUACAUAUCUACAUUGACACUUAUGUCUAUAGCUAUCGAUAGAUUCUUCGUGAUUAUUUAUCCGUUUAGGCCAAGAAUGAAAAUAGGGACGUGCGUCACCGUUAUUUUUAUGAUCUGGUCGUUUGCAGUCACUGUGACAAUGCCUUACGCUUUAUUUAUGACUUACUACGAAGUUCCUGGUGUCGGGAAGUAUUGUGAGGAGAUGUGGCCCUCUGAAGAGCUCAGACAAGUGUUUGGCUCUAUAACUUCUAUCAUGCAAUUUGUACUUCCAUUUGUAGUCAUAGCCUUCUGCUAUACGUGCGUCAGUUUCAAACUGAACGAUAGAGCCAAAGCUAAAGCAGCUGCAAAGAAUUCCCGUAAAGAAGAAAUAGAUAAGAACAGGAAACGUCGAACGAACCAGAUGUUGAUCGCGAUGGUGACUAUCUUCGGCCUGUCGUGGCUUCCACUCAACGUGAUAAACUUAUGCAAUGACUAUUACAAAUACGCUAUCCAUUUGAAGUAUUACUUGGUGACAUUCUUCAUCUGCCACGGCGUAGCUAUGUCGUCAACAUGUUACAAUCCUUUCAUAUACGCUUGGAUGAACGAGAAUUUCCGUAAGGAGUUUAAGCAGUUGAUUCCUUGCAUGGAUUCGUCAGCUCACUUGAGGGCUAAUAUUCAGUUGGAUCCGAUGGGUCCUUCGGAAAAGACGUUUAACGGGAAUACGACUACUGAUAGUUACUUGGGGUCUAGUUCCCAGAGGGGGACGUCGUUUAGGAAUAAGAGGAAGCCAAGUGCGGCGGCGGAUGUGGAGAGGAGCGGGGUGGAGCUGAACGAGGACUUGCUGACGGUGGACGUGAAGCACUGCCACAUCUCGACGAGCUACAACCUGCGCCGGGAGUCUGUGAAGCUACGACUUAUCAACGAGGAGUCGUUUGAUGGCACGCCGCCCCAGAGUCAAUUCUAACGCUUGAUUUCUUGGGUA
Messenger RNA from Cydia fagiglandana, 1488 nucleotides. RefSeq names its product prolactin-releasing peptide receptor-like (gene NGR-A7). Gene Ontology annotation, cellular component: plasma membrane; neuron projection. The record is from RefSeq and is a predicted model, not a curated record. Gene Ontology annotation, biological process: G protein-coupled receptor signaling pathway. Lineage: Eukaryota; Metazoa; Arthropoda; Insecta; Lepidoptera; Tortricidae. Bases 178 to 1470 code for a protein of 430 amino acids. The transcript has a single exon. Gene Ontology annotation, molecular function: neuropeptide binding; neuropeptide Y receptor activity.